AAGUGGGGAAUUGAAAUGGACCUCUUGUUCAAGUACCUCGUUUAUUUUGUGUGUUAUAGUAAUAGAAGUAAAUUUUUUGUUUGCAGUCUAGAUGUAUGUAUGUUGUCACAGCUUUACCAAGACAAUGGCUACACAUACAAGCCUGCUACCCAGUGUCUACAGUGGUUACAGUUAUAUUUCAACAGUAAAGACAACAAAGAACCUGUUAAACCAAACAUUUGCUCACAUAUUGGAAAAGAAGGAUCUUUCACAUACAAAGUUUGGUUCACUCUGUUACAUAAAAUUCCAUUUGGGAAGACUAUUUCGUACAAGUCUCUAGCUGAGCUGUGUGGUAACGAGAAGGCAUGUCGUGCAGUAGGUCAGGCCAUGAGCAACAACCCAGUGAGCUUCGUGAUCCCAUGCCACAGAGUAAUACAGGAAAAUGGGGGACUCGGCAACUACUCACAUGGUACAAGAAAUAAGAUGAAAGAGUGGUUGCUUAGACAUGAGGGUGUUUUGAAGUAGAACAGUAAUGCUAUGUAACUUACAGGAACAUAGCCUUUAUAAGCUUACAUGUGGAAACUGUGAUGAGAUGUUUUUAUUGAAGAUGUAUGCUUAUAGUAUGUGGAAAAGGUAUUUCUAUAACAAUAAGACUAUCUGAAGGUAGGAGAAUAAAGCCACUUCAUCGAGGAAAAAGCAUUGAAAAUAUUGACACAUAGAUACAAGCAGUUGACUUUGAGGAUAUACUGUGCCAGACUUUGUAAAUUGUUUAUGUCCUAUUCUACAGUUAUAAACUGUACAAUUUGUUAACCACCUUAUAUCUUUACAUUGCAAGCAUGUUUGUCAUGUUUGAUACACUAUGAAUGGCUGCCCCUCAAACUGAAUAGAAUGUCCUCACCGGUGUGGGUUAGAGCUGGAACAACUGAUACGGGGACUGGAAUGCGGCAUUUAUCUUAUCUUAUGCUGUCGUCCAAUCGAAGCGUAUGCCGUAGGUUAUUCUGCUAUUACUCACACACUUACGCCUUACAGUUUAAAUCGUCCUUUUAAUGAAAAUCUGGGAAAGCAUUUGUUGAAUUUUUUUGUUGAAAACAAAAGUUCUGCCAUGAAAUUAUUGCCUGCAUCUGUUUUUAAAUGGAAAAUAUCUACAUUAAUGUUACUUUUUGCCCUGUGAAAAUGGCUUAAUCUAGGCUUGUCUUACCCAGAAAGAAAGAUGUCGUUUUUUACAUGAUGUUUGCCUUGUUGAUUCAGAGUAUUUAGAACAAUAAAAUUAGGACAUAUUUUAAUGAAAAUAGCAAGUCGAAACUGUAAACUGUUGUCUGAAAAUAUUUGUUUAUGAUAUUGCUUUGUUCUUCACCAUCUGAAUACGUGUUAAACCUAGAUGAUUUUCUGCAGUUUUAUCUAAAAGUUCGGAAUACUAAAUGUAACUUCGUUGUCGGCCUUUUUUUAAAAAUUUCAUUGUUAUUUUAAUUUAAAUACAUUGUAUUUUUCACACAUCAGUUUUAAGAUUAAAUUAAUUAAACUAAUUUUUGGAGUUUAUACAACAAUUUCGUUUGAAUCAUUCUGUGCGUUCAAGAAGAAUGUUUGUUUCUGUAUGUAGAAAUCUGACAUUAUAAACAAUAAUUAUAAUUAUGGCUCUACAAGAUUAAGAAAAGUGUCAGCUUUCUGUUUUUUUUUUCCAUUUUAUUUAUUCAAAUCCAACAAAAAUCGGUCCUUUGAUAAAGGUUUGAAGUUACGUGGUAAAAUAUUUAUUCAGGGAAGUGAGCUCGAGUUAAUUCAUAAUAAUUAAGCAUAUCACCACAUGCAGUCGCAUGCUGUUUUUCCUUCAGAAUCCCUUUAGAUCAAUCUCUGAUCAUCUAAUUAUCGCCACUUAACAUGUGACUGGUAAACCCUUUGAACAAAAAGCGUUAUAGCUCCAUGAUUAACAUGAGGUAAUACGCUAAUUACACGCUAACUGAUAGUAGCGAAAACAAAAUAUCGAUCGCUAAUGACUGGUCGAUAUUUACAGGUUUGGAUGACAGCAUAUUACAGAUAAAUGUAUUGAUUAUAUGGAGUGUCUACUCCCCGUAUUAGACCUUCCUGGUUAGAGCCUCCCUCAGGGCAUUAAAAUCUUCAUGAGAGGAAGCCAUGAACUUCAUGUGAGGAAGAUGGCUUACGGAAAGUCACUGGUUCUACCCAGGUGUCCGCUCAUCAAAGCCGGAAAGUCGCCAUUUGACCUAUAAUUGAAUCGGUGAUGUUAAACUUAUCCCAAACAAAAAUGAUUAGAAUAUCUGGUAAAACUACCUGAUUGGAAGUUUUACGCCUCCUUCUGAGUGUUGCAUGGAGGCGACAAUUGUCUGUCUAGUAUGUCCCAAACUCCUCUUGCAUUAAAAGAUAGAAUUCAGGGCUAGAAUUUAAAUUCUUUACAUGCUAGUGCAAAAAUUUCAACUUGCAAAGUUUCAGCUUUACUUGCAGUUUCGAUCUGCCAUGAUUUGGUACAAACUUUGUAGGCAUGAUUAUCUGAAAAUUAUUUCUCUGCGACAUUUUGCCAGUUUUAAAGUCUCGGUAAAAUUUAUUAUGUAUAAAGAUACAGAUUACAUAUUAAAAACACCAGACCAGUCUACUGGGUAUAUGCAUUGUGUAAAACAUCAUUUGUCUAUCCAUGAUGUAUAAACACCACAGCAAUGUAUUUGCAGUAGGUUGAAACUGAAAAUUGAAGAAAUGAGAACCAGCAUCAUUUCCAUAAAUUUGUGAUUGUAGUAGGACAUUAUGAAGUAUAUGGAGAGCAGUCUGACUCCUCCUCCCAUCAUUGUCUGUGUCAGCAUCCACAGCUUGGCUUAAGUUUUGAUGCAUUUUCGCUUUAUCUCUGUCAAACUUAAGGACGGUUGCGGCAGUUUUUGGUAAAAAAGUUCCCAAUACUAGAAUUUGUUCAAACUUUGUAUAUGAACACAGUGUCACGUUAGGAACAGAAUUAUGAAAAAAGAUUGAAGGUCACCGUUCUUAUUCAGGAGUUAUCUGCCCUUUAAUAUGCAAAUUUGAAGAAAAAUCCAGUGUUAAGGGUGGGUAACUCCUAAACAAGCUCGGUGACCUAUGCUUGUUUUUGCAUUUUUCUGUUUCUAUCAUGAAACUGUGUCCAUAUACAGAGUUUGAACAAAUUCUAUUAUUGGGAAAUUUUUGCCCAAUCUCUCAUACAAGAAACUGCAACAAGUGUCUUUAACCCUUAGCCUGCUCGCGGCAAGUGAUUCAGCCUUUGCGACCAGUGCAGACCAAGAUCAGCCUGCACAUCCGUGCAGUCUGAUCUGAUCAUGGUCUGCACUGUUCGCUAUUAAGUCAGUAUAUUUUUGGUGAACACCCCUUUAAACAGUUAAUGGCACUGUCCAAAUUGAAAGAUGGAGAAGUUCAUUCUAGAAAUUUAGCAGGGUAAAAGUUAAGAUAGUUGUUCCUCAUCAUGCAUCGUGAUGCAACACCUGUAAUUCUUGCAUGUUUGGGUUAAAGUUUUGAUGCACAUUCACUCUUACUAUUUCUAAGUUGAAUUGAUUCAAACUUUAAAUAGUUCUUCCUAAUCAUCACCCACAUAAUAUGACACAAGGUUCAUAACGUAGCACCAAUAUUUCAUGAAAUUAUGCCCCCUUUCUACGUAGAAUUUCUGAAAUUUUCAGGUUAAGAAUCUGAUGGUCUUUCGAGACUGUCUCUGUUAUUAAUAAAUGGAUUUGAAUUGACCUUAACCCUUAACCUGCUAUAUUUCUAUAAUGGACUGGUCCAUCUUUCAAUUUGGACAGUACCACUUAUUACUCAAAGGGGUUUUCACUGAAAAUGUACUGACUGAAUAGCGAACAGUGCAGACCAUGAUCAGACUGCACGGAUGUGCAGGCUGAUCUUGGUCUGCACUGGUCGCAAAGGCAGAAUCAUCUGCCGCCAGCAGGCUAAGGGUUAAAAUAGAUGUUCCGCAUUAUAUGACUCCAGGUGCAUUACUCUGGCAGAAAUAGACCAUGAAUUAUGUCACUUAAAGGUCCACUACUAACGCCCGAAUGAGUAUUAUAUGAAAACCAAAGUUUGUAGCUGAGACUUCAUAUUUACUGAAAAUAUGACCCACUGCAUCGGAUCUGACCAAAUAAUCAUGAAUAUGUUUAAGAAUAACCUGUGAACAAAUAAACAAAAACCUUUUGCCUAUUUCAAACCGAAAGUAUGUUUUCUGACUGCUUACGAACCCAUCGCGCAUCUUCAUUUUUUUUUUCGGAAGAAUGCUCCGAAUCGAUGCUAUAAUUGGUAUAAUGGAUGCAAAAUAUAUUAAUAUGCCCCUAAGAUAACGUGAUGUUUACAAAAAUAGCAUAGGGAAUUCAACAUUUUUGUAACUGGUCAAAUCUUUUGACGUGUGGGUUCGAAACUCAUGGCAGUUAAUUUCACACACAAAACUUCAUGAAAAUCAUUCUUAUAAUACAGGUAAUAUACAGCCAACUACAAGUUUUCAGGUGGACGAUUUAGGUCCUUCCCGAAUAAAUGUGUUUUCACAACUUCAUCUGCAAACUUAUUCAGUCAAAUCUUUUUUCAGCAUAGUUUUGAGAAUAUAGAUGAAUAACUAUCUUACACUGUAGAAACAAAAUGUGAUUGAAAUUUAACUGAAUACACUGAUUUAUGUACAUAUUGCUACAUUAAUUCGAUAAUAUACAUUGUCUUGGCCUAAUAUAUGUCACUGUCAAUUUGAAACUAAAAUCUUGUUUAUGUUAUAUUUUUCAUGCAAAUCAUGUAUAAUUACCAUCAUGGAAAUACUAAAGAAUACAGUUA
Messenger RNA from Mercenaria mercenaria, 4737 nucleotides. Its product is annotated as methylated-DNA--protein-cysteine methyltransferase-like. Gene Ontology annotation, biological process: DNA repair. The transcript is spliced from 2 exons. Gene Ontology annotation, cellular component: nucleus. Lineage: Eukaryota; Metazoa; Mollusca; Bivalvia; Venerida; Veneridae. Gene Ontology annotation, molecular function: methylated-DNA-[protein]-cysteine S-methyltransferase activity. Bases 16 to 504 code for a protein of 162 amino acids. The record is from RefSeq and is a predicted model, not a curated record.